AUGGUUUCUGCGGUAAGCAAUAUAACAGAAUCAUCUGUUGUCAACUCCACCACUCCGGAGUCUUCAAUAAAUAUGACUAAACCACCUCCAAUUAGUACCUCAAAUAAAAUAAAACACCACCCUCCUAAAGAUGAUAAACCUUUGCCAAUAACACCAAAUCGUGAUGAACACAAAACUGAAGACAAAGGGACUAGCACUUCAUCCAAGGGAGAACCAUCAUCUGUAACGAAUACAAAUUCUCAAAAAACAGAAUCAGCUAAUAAAGAAGCUAAAAAUGGCAGUGAAUCACCAAGCGAGGAUGAUACUGAAUACAGAUUAAUUGCUAAGAGAUUGUUUGAUGAAGAAUUUGUUUCGAUCAAGCCUCAAGAGUACACUCAAUUUUUAGCAGCUGGUGAUCGUGACUCCACUAAAAUUAGAAAUUACUACAUGAAUUUAUUUACAUGGCCACCAAACCUUUUAAAGUCCACAAGAAUGCUUUGCUCGAAGUUAUAUUUGAAAGGAGAAUCUCAAGAAAUUGACCGUAUUUUGUCGUCAUUCACCAAAUCAUAUUUGAAGCAACAUCCCAAGAAUGUGUUUUGCACCAAGAAUUUUGAACAAAUUUAUAUCAUCAUAUAUUCUUUAAUAUUGUUAAAUACGGCAUUACACAAUCUGGAAUUGAACAAAAAGUCUCGUAUCAGUCAAUCUGAUUUCAUUAGAAAUACUUUUACUACAUUUGUCCAACAAAAUGAAAAAUUGCUGAAGUCUUUGAGUGUGAAGCAAAAAAUUGCUAUUGAAAAUGAAUUGUCAAAUUUUUAUGAGGAUUUAUCUAAGAAUGAAUUGCAUUUGAAAACUGCUGAUGAAGCUGGCUCUUCAUCAAUUAGUCAAUCUCAACAUCAUCACAGUCAUCACAAUCAUCAUCACCACCACCACCAUCAUAAUGACCAUGGCCAUCACAACAAUACUCUUGGCAAUAGGUUGUCCAAGGCCAGUCAAGAUUCAGCAGCAACAGAAACGACUAAUGCUAGCACAAAUAGUCCAAUUACACCAGCUAAUGAGUCAAAUAAUGAAGAUGGUGCUGUUUUGACACGUCAGCAGUCAGCUUCCUCAAUAUGGUCUACUGAUACCACUAAUCGUAGAUCAUCUUUGGCAAUGAAGAGAUACACCACCACCACAUCAGAGAUAUCGAAUUUCAAUGCAACAGCCCAGAAUCCAAAUCGCCUGCCAGUACAAAGAGUUGGUAUGGCAAGGGCUUUGGUUGGACACCAACGUCAGCAACAAUUCCAAUCAGAAAAAUCCUCAAUGUAUAAAAAUGGCAAUCCGUCGUUGUAUUCUCAAGCUUCAGCUGUACCACAAUUGAAGAAUCGUCCUUCAUACGAUCAAAUGAAGAGUUUAAAUAAACGCUCUUCACGUCAGUCUGUUAUAUCAAAGGAUUCUAGCCACAAUGAUGAUGAUAUGAUUUCGGUGUUGUCAUUUGAUACUAUGAAUUUGCCAAUGCAUGAUGAAUCGGACUCCCAACGUUUCAACCAACAAAUGGAGGAUUUCAAUGUUGAUGAUUAUCAGGAUAAAUAUGAUUUAACCUUAGAAUUGCAAGGAUCACCGUAUUUGAAAGAAGGGUUGUUGAAAUUGAAAAUUUUAAACAAUGAUUCAGUUGAUGAAAUAGAUGGCAACUCUAAUCCCUCGGCAUCAUCUACACCAGCUAAUCACGGCAAGUUCUUGUCAUUUUUCAGUAGACCAGCUAAUUCCAGUUCUUCUACUUCUAACAUGAACAAUCACAAAUUUACUGAAAAUUUUGUGGUUAUAAGUAAAGGAGAAUUGUCAUUGUACUCAUUUGAUCCAAAAGUUAUCAAAAAGUUCAAGAAGAGAAAUGGCCACCAACAACAACAAACUGAACCCGAUGACGAUGACAUUGUUGGCGAUGGUAAUUGGUUGAAAAACGCUGCCAAGAUUGGUACCUACAAUUUAUGCUCUACUUAUGCUGAUUUAGAAAAGACAACUUCUCAAGGUAAAGUUUUAUGGUCAUUAACAUUCCCCAAAACUUCGAAACGUCAACCCAAAAAAUUUAUAUUUGAGGCUGGUACCAAAGAGGUUGCUUUGGAGUUUAUAAAUACUUGUAACUUCUGGGCUGCCAAAAUAACUGCUAUUCCAACAUUGGAAGAAAGUGUAAGCUCAUUAGAAUAUGGAUGGACCAAUUUGGACUAUAUUAUUGCUCAUCGCGAGUCAUUUAAAAAGUCCAGAAACAUAAUGAAAUAUGAACCCGUCGUCAAGGGGGUAUAUUUGUCCAACUAUAUUGUUAAUAGUGAAGAAACCAAUCAUUUGGGUAUGAUGAGACAAUUUGUUAAAACUUCAAACUAUUAUAACCAAUUGAAGAAAUUGUAUAACGAAUUCACUGAAAUGAGGCAGAAGUUUUUGAUCAAUUUACCUAAAUGUCAUUUCAAUUGUUCAAAUCAUAGCAAAAUCUUGUCUAAUUAUGACACCAAGAUCAAUGACUAUAAUUUGGAAAUGAAAAAAUAUAAGAAUUAUUUGAUUAUUCUUGGGUUUGGGUUACAAUUGAGAUUUGAUUUAGAAGAGCAAGAUAGACAACAACAAUAUGAUACAUCUUUAGAAAAUGAAGAUGUUGAUGAUGAUGAUGAAGGUGAAGAAGAUUAUGAAACUAUUGGUGAAACUUUAGCAACCACUGAUAGAGCAAGCAGUGCUGGAGCUAAAAGUAAUGAUACAUCUUACCAAGAUGAUGAGUUGACGAAAUUGGUUAAAUUUGAGAUCAAAAAGUUAUUUUUCAAUAUGAAAGAUAUCUCAAAAGUGAUUCCAACUUUCCGAUCACUGAAAUCAAUUAAAAACUUGGCUGAUUUGGCUCAAGAUAUUGACAACAAGUUGGUUAAAUCACCAAAGACAUUUACUUUAGCAAAUUAUAAUGAUAAUGAGAGCCCAAUCAACCAAUUACUUGCUACCACUAACGCCAAUCCUACCGUGAAAUCCAGUUCAAUGAUAAUGGAACUGUCAAUCGCUGAAGAACCAGAAGAUGCUGAAGAUAGUGAAACCACUAGAAGAAGCAGUAAGGUUAAUAACUCAAAAGAUCAUUCACCUGCUACAAGUAUAAGUAGUAGUAUUAAAAAACCAAAUUUAAAGAUUGCUAAUUCAGAAGUAUCAGCAUUGGUAAUUUAA
Molecule: messenger RNA, 3138 nt
Organism: Candida albicans SC5314
Lineage: Eukaryota; Fungi; Ascomycota; Pichiomycetes; Serinales; Debaryomycetaceae
Product: Arf family guanine nucleotide exchange factor
Exons: 1
Coding region: 1-3138 (1045 amino acids)
Biological process (GO): regulation of ARF protein signal transduction
Molecular function (GO): guanyl-nucleotide exchange factor activity
Source: RefSeq, a predicted model, not a curated record